AUGAAUGCGGAUGACGUAGAUAGGGAAAUUGUUGAAAACGGUCUCGGAAUAUAUGAAAUGCCAGCAGAUGAGGUACAAGAAACUCCACAGGAAGAAGUUCAGAUACAACCAGACAUGGAAGAAAUAGUUCAGCAACAACAGCUAGAAGAGCCUGAAGGAAACGAACAAGUCCUUCCUUUGGAAACUAACUUCACAGAACUAGAUGAAGAUUUGGAACAGCCGAAAAAUCUUGACCCUCAACAAGAGUAUGCGGAGAAUAUGGAAUAUUUCCAAGAGUCUAAAAAAAAUUCGGCUGACAUAGUAGAAGAAUAUCGAAAAAUGUUUGCCGACAUACAAAAGACUCCAACAUCAGAUGAAAAUAUCCAGCAUAGAAUGGAAGAACUGAAAAAAAAUGUACACAAAUACAACAACCCUUUUUACUUACGAGCAUUUAACGUUCAAUCUUCGGAUGAACUCGGUGAAAAUAAAAGGUUAAAUUUCAAGAAAACAUAUAGAAAUGAAACAUUGUUUAAAGUUCAUUCAGAACCUAACCAAGAUGGAAACAAACCUACUUUUGUUUCUGCAGACGAUGGAACUACAAUGAGAUGGGGUCAUAAAGCUAACCCAGAUAGGUGGUUCAUAAACUUACAACCACAAUUCCAAGAAGUUGUAGACGCAAUGGAAGUCAAUGGUGAACCAGAUAUAGCUGGUAUUUUCAGCGCGGCUUUAAUGCCAUUGAAAGAUAUGAAACAUGCAGAUAUUUUGGACCAGUAUGAAAUGAACAUGGCUGAUGGAAAUAUAACACCUGACGUUCUAAAACAUUUAUCUCAAAGAACUACACAGAACCAUAGAGAUGGUAUAUUUGGUGAAGAGUUUAGAAAGAAAGUUAGGGAGGGCGAAGGAAGAGAACCUAUUGUACAUGACCUUGCAAACGAAAGUUUACAAAAUGUCAUAAAAACUUACUUUGCAGACAAUGAAAUGAGAAGGGAUGAAUAUUUAAGAAAACUCAAAUGGACA
This is a messenger RNA of Trichomonas vaginalis G3, 996 nucleotides long. Its product is annotated as protein of unknown function, DUF4106 family. NCBI's taxonomy places the organism in Eukaryota, Parabasalia, Trichomonadida, Trichomonadidae. The record is from RefSeq and is a predicted model, not a curated record. The transcript has a single exon. The annotation marks the transcript as partial.